GUUUGUUGCAAGUCGAAAGAUCAUGUCUACGCGCAAGUAUGCAGUCGAAUUUCUGGGGAUUCCUUCUAUUCAUGCUCUAGGCAAAGACCUGACUGUCACCGUGGAGUACAGUAACAGCUUUCGGACGCAGCCUGGUGAUGAAGUCGUACUAAUUCCAGUAGGAUGGAAAAGCUUGAGUGAGCGGAGAUCUACAUUGCAACCAAGAAAUAGUACGAGUUUCGUCAUCCCUACGGCUGAGCUAUCGUGCGAUGACCCUGAAACAACCAUUCAACUUCUCUACGUGCAAAAUGGUGUCGUGUUUGGUGCAAGCAAUCCAUUUUUAGUGGGAAUUCCAUGUGAUGAGGAUUCUCUACCAUGCGAAUCUAUCGAUUCCUACACAAUUCUGGUGCAUUCUGGCCGAGAGCAGGGAGCAGAGGAACUUUCACAAAAGCGUCGUCGUGGCAACAGUCACGCGGCAGUGUCAGAGUACAUCGAGGCUUCGAGCAAGGGUGAUGAGGACAUUUCUAAAUCUGCUGAAACACGCAAACGAGGUGGCAGUGUCAGCAGUAUUAAUGCUAGUAAAUUGUUUCACCGAUCAGUCAGCAACAUCAGCACAGAUGAUGAAAGCUUUGUCAUCGCAGACAUGCCACCGAGUCGCCCAGACAACCAAUCAGAAGAAAAUCAGCUUCAAGUGAUGGUGACUCAAGACAAAGUGUUUGAUAAGAUUUCUCAGGAGGGUAAAGCUGCUGCCAACUUGUUUACAAUUCUGGAAGAACCGAUUAGAAAUGAGGACAUGGAAACUAUUGCUUGUGCAAUCAGCAGCUAUUACAAUCCUCUAGGACGAGCUCUGGGGUAUGAACAUGAGAAAGUUCAAGACAUUCUGUCUGCCCAUCAGUACGAAGGACAGAGAAACUCCGAGAAGCUUCUUGCCGUCCUUCGAGCCUGGAAAUACAAGCAUGGAGUGAAAGCUACACUCGGGAGGUUAUUGCAAGCGUGUGAAAUGAUUGAAGUGAAAGGAAAAGUGGAAUUGGCUCUGAUAGAAAAGAAGACAAGUAAAUAGUGAAACUUUGCGUAUUGCUGUGCUCGUGUACAUUUAAUAUCUACGAAUUGUUGUGCACAUGUAUUUAGUUAGCUAGACACUGAUGUCUGUCAACGGACAGAAACAGCUGAAUGCUCUAUGUAGAAGUCAGUUUUGCAUUUUAAACGUGACAACACGUUACAAGUUAGCAAUUACAAAAUUAAACUUAAAAAUCCAUAUAAUCAGAUUUCAGGACGCCAUA
This is a messenger RNA of Corticium candelabrum, 1259 nucleotides long. RefSeq lists its product as uncharacterized. The transcript has 2 exons. Gene Ontology annotation, molecular function: protein binding. The record is from RefSeq and is a predicted model, not a curated record. Bases 23 to 1039 code for a protein of 338 amino acids. Gene Ontology annotation, biological process: signal transduction. NCBI's taxonomy places the organism in Eukaryota, Metazoa, Porifera, Homoscleromorpha, Homosclerophorida, Plakinidae.